Messenger RNA from Lotus japonicus, 3433 nucleotides. RefSeq lists its product as uncharacterized. The coding region runs from base 247 to 3315 and encodes 1022 amino acids. Gene Ontology annotation, molecular function: hydrolase activity. The record is from RefSeq and is a predicted model, not a curated record. NCBI's taxonomy places the organism in Eukaryota, Viridiplantae, Streptophyta, Magnoliopsida, Fabales, Fabaceae. The transcript has 16 exons.
AUGCCCAUUAUGCCGUUGUAUGUUGUUCGCAGACAUUCUGAGAUGCCUCAAUCUCUCUCUUUCUCUAUCUUUGUUGUUUCAUCAUCUUAUAUUGGCACGCACUUCACAUGCUACUUUUUUCAUUUCCACCUUCUCUUUCCAUAACCAGGCUGUUCUUUCUGGUUUUCUGGAACUCCUAAAGUGAACUUCAUUAAAAGAACAUUAAUUCAUUAUAAUAGACUUUUUGUUUUUUUAUGAAAGAUUUGGAUGGGCUCUGAUAAGCAGUCGGCUGGUUUUCUUGAUACAAUAAAGAUGGAGAGGGUUAGAACUAUAUUUACCCACACUUAUCCUUACCCUCAUGAGCAUUCCCGCCAUGCCAUAAUUGCUGUUGCUGUGGGUUGCCUGUUUUUCAUCUCAUCUGACAAUAUACAUACUCUAGUAGAAAAAUUAGAUAACAAUAUUAAGUGGUGGUCUAUGUAUGCCUGCUUGUUUGGGUUCUUUUAUUUCUUUUCAACACCUUUUAUAGGCAAGACUAUCAAGCCAAGCUAUUCAAAUUUCAGUCGAUGGUACAUAGGGUGGAUUUUAGUGGCAGCUGUGUAUCAUCUUCCUAGUUUUCAGUCAAUGGGAGUGGAUAUGAGAAUGAAUCUAUCUUUGUUUUUGACAAUAUAUGUAUCGUCUAUUGUAUUUCUUACUGUGUUCCACAUUAUAUUUUAUGGACUCUGGUAUAUUGGCCUGGUUUCGCGUGUGGCUGGGAAGAGACCAGAGAUCUUGACCAUUCUUCAAAACUGUACUGUACUUAGCGUGGCAUGCUGUGUAUUUUAUAGUCAUUGUGGCAACCGAGCCAUGUUAAGAGAAAGACGGCCUGACCAAAAAAAUUCGAAUUGGUUUUCUUUCUGGAAGAAAGAAGAGAGAAACACAUGGCUUGCGAAGUUUCUUCAGGUGUAUGAGUUGAAGGACCAGGUUUGUUCAUCUUGGUUUGCUCCAGUUGGAUCUGCAAGUGAUUAUCCUCUUUUGUCAAAAUGGGUUAUUUAUGGCGAGAUAGCUUGCAAUGGUUCAUGUCCUGAUUCAUCUGAUGAAAUUUCUCCCAUCUACUCACUCUGGGCUACGUUUAUUGGGCUUUACAUGGCAAAUUAUGUGGUUGAAAGGUCCACUGGGUGGGCUCUCACUCACCCAUUAUCUGUUAAAGAAUAUGAGAAGGUGAAGAAGAAGCAGAUGAAGCCUAAUUUUUUGGACAUGGUUCCUUGGUACUCUGGAACAUCUGCCGAUUUAUUCAAAACAGUUUUUGAUCUCAUUGUAUCAGUUACUGUCUUUGUUGGGCGUUUUGACAUGCGUAUGAUGCAGGCAGCAAUGAGUAGGGCUGAUGACGGAAAGCAACAAGGUGACCUUCUAUAUGAUCAUUUUAGUGAGAAGGAUGAUUUUUGGUUUGACUUCAUGGCUGAUACUGGUGAUGGUGGGAACUCUUCUUAUGCCGUUGCACGACUUCUUGCUAAGCCUUCCAUUCGCACACUAAAAGAUGAUUCUGAGGUUUCGUUACCACGUGGAGACUUGCUAGUUAUUGGGGGUGAUCUUGCAUAUCCUAAUCCAUCAGCAUUCACAUACGAAAGGCGUCUUUUUGUUCCCUUUGAGUAUGCUCUCCAGCCUCCUCCAUGGUAUAAAGCAGAGCAGAUAGCUGUGAAUAAACCCGAGGUACCUUUUGGAGCUCAACUGAAACAGUAUGAUGGACCUCAGUGUUUUGUUAUUCCUGGGAACCAUGACUGGUUUGAUGGACUUCAGACUUUUAUGAGGUACAUAUGUCAUAGAAGUUGGUUAGGUGGAUGGCUCAUGCCCCAGAAAAAGAGUUAUUUUGCUUUGCAACUUCCUAAACGGUGGUGGAUUUUUGGGUUUGAUCUAGCUCUUCACGGUGAUAUCGAUGUGUACCAAUUCAAAUUCUUUACAGAGCUGAUAAAGGAAAAGGUUCAAGAGGAUGACUCUGUGAUCAUUGUUACUCAUGAACCUAACUGGCUUACUGACUGGUAUUGGAACGAUGUUACUGGAAAGAAUGUUUCACACCUGAUUUGUGAUUAUUUAAAAGGAAGAUGUAAGCUUCGAAUGGCUGGGGACUUGCAUCAUUACAUGCGUCAUUCCCAUGUAAAGUCAGAUGGGCCUGUCCAUGUUCACCACCUUCUUGUAAAUGGUUGUGGUGGAGCAUUUCUACAUCCCACCCAUGUUUUCAGUAAAUUUAGUAAACUUCAUGGAGUUUCCUAUGAAUGCAAAGCUGCAUAUCCUUCCUUUGAAGAUUCAAGCAGGAUUGCAUUAGGGAAUAUCCUAAAAUUUCGAAAGAAGAACUGGCAAUUUGAUUUUAUUGGUGGCAUUAUAUAUUUUGUACUAGUCUUUUCAAUGUUUCCACAAUGUGAGCUGAAUCACAUCCUCCAAGAUGAUACAUUUUCUGGUCAACUAAGAAGUUUCCUUGGUACUGCGUGGAAUGGAUUUAUAUAUAUCCUGAAUCACUCUUAUGUGUCAUUCGCGGGAGCUAUGCUGUUAUUAAUUGCAGCAUAUUCUUUUGUUCCACCCAAAUUGUCACGGAAGAAACGAGCAAUGGUUGGAGUCCUUCAUGUUUCUGCGCACCUCACUGCAGCACUGAUCCUUAUGUUACUUCUUGAAAUUGGCAUUGAAACAUGCAUCCGGCAUAACUUGCUGGCAACUUCAGGUUAUCACACUUUAUAUCAGUGGUAUCAACAAGUGGAAAGUGAACACUUUCCAGAUCCAACUGGCCUCCGAGCUCGAAUUGAGCAAUGGACAUUUGGUCUUUAUCCAGCAUGUAUCAAGUAUUUAAUGUCUGCUUUUGAUGUGCCAGAGGUCAUGGCUGUCUCACGAAACAAUAUUUGCAAGAAUGGAUUGGAGUCUAUUUCCCGAGGGGGUGCUGUAAUAUAUUAUUUUUCCAUCUUCCUUUAUUUUUGGGUUUUCUCGACCCCUGUUGUUUCCUUAGUAUUUGGAAGCUACCUAUAUAUUUGCAUCAACUGGCUUCACUUGCACUUCGAUGAAGCCUUCUCAUCUCUCCGAAUAGCUAAUUACAAGUCAUUCACGCGAUUCCACAUCAAUUCUGAUGGUGAUCUUGAAGUUUAUACACUGGCUGUUGAUAAGGUUCCUAAGGAGUGGAAGCUCGAUCCUGAUUGGGAUGGGGAGCCAAAACAACCAGAACAUUUGAGCUAUAUGAGAAGCUUUCCUAGCAAAUGGAGGGCAGCCACUGCCCACCAGGAUCCAGUGCAUACUGUCAAAAUUGUUGACCAUUUCGUUAUUGAACGAACUGAAAAGAAUGACAAUGUUACUGCUACAGCAGCUAACGAGCCAGUUCAAUGAUUUGUUGAUUUGGUUAUUCUAGUUGUAACAUAAUUUAGGUAGCUUUUCAAAGAAAUGAAAAGGGAAAAAAAAUGCAGUUUCCUCUAGUUAUUACAAUCUAUGUCCCACAGCUUCACCA